AUGGUUGCCACAACCAUAGCACCCGAGACGAUCGUCAAUGGUGCCGCGCAAGCAAAAGCCGAUGGUUGCUGCGUUGUCGGGACCGAGCUGGAUCAGCGGCCUGCACCCUCCAUCGCCAACCAAGAGACCCUCGAAGCGCCCCUCCCGAACCCCUCACUGGUCGUCACAGCAGACCACCAGCUCAAGGCCGAAGAAGCGCCAGUACUCGCACCCAAACCGGGAGAAGCACUAGUGCACGUAAAGGCGACGGGCGUGUGCGGAUCCGACAUCCACUUCUGGAAGACUGGCCGCAUCGGCUCCCUCGUCUUCGAGGGAGACUGCAUCAUCGGCCACGAGGCCGCCGGCGUCGUCGUCCGCUGCGGCGAGGGCGUCGAGAACCUCACGCCCGGCGACCGGGUCGCCAUCGAGCCCGGCGUGCCCUGCGGCGAAUGCUUCCUCUGCACCGACGGCCGCUACAACCUCUGCGAAGACGUCCAGUUCGCGGGCGUCUAUCCUUACCACGGAACCAUCCAGCGGUACAAGUGCCAUCCCGCAAAAUGGCUUCACAAGCUCCCCGACAACAUCUCCUACGCCGAAGGCGCUCUUCUGGAGCCUCUGAGCGUCGGCAUGCACGGCAUCCGCACCGCCGGCCUCUCUCUCGGAGUCGGCGCCGUCGUCUGCGGCGCCGGCCCCAUCGGCCUCGUCACGCUCGCCGCCGCCCGCGCGUCGGGCGCCCACCCCCUCGUCAUCACCGACAUCGAGCCCUCGCGCCUCGCCUUCGCCAAGACGCUCGUCCCCGGCGUCGUCACCUACAACGUCGACCCCGCCCUCGGCAGCGAGGCCAACGGCAAGGCCAUCCGCAGGCUGUUCGGCGACGACGAGUACAGCGCCCCGCGGACGGUGCUCGAGUGCACCGGUGUCGAGAGCAGCAUCUGCACGGCCGCCUUCGCCGUCCGUCGCGGCGGGACGGUCAUGGUGAUUGGCGUCGGGCGCGAGAUCAUGAACAACCUGCCCUUCAUGCACAUCUCUCUCGCCGAGAUCAAGCUCCAGUUCAUCAACAGGUACCGUGACACAUGGCCCGCCGGCAUCGCUUGCCUAAGCAGCGGCAUUCUGGACCUCAAGAGCCUCGUCUCGCACACGUUCCCUCUUGAAAAGGCAUUCGAUGCCCUUACACUCGCCUCGGACUACAGGAACGGCAGCAUCAAAGUGCAGAUUGUGGAUGACAUCGACUCCCCCAUCUUCUGA
Molecule: messenger RNA, 1224 nt
Organism: Colletotrichum navitas
Lineage: Eukaryota; Fungi; Ascomycota; Sordariomycetes; Glomerellales; Glomerellaceae
Product: sorbitol dehydrogenase
Exons: 4
Coding region: 1-1224 (407 amino acids)
Biological process (GO): D-sorbitol catabolic process
Molecular function (GO): L-iditol 2-dehydrogenase (NAD+) activity; zinc ion binding
Source: RefSeq, a predicted model, not a curated record